Tremella mesenterica DSM 1558 is the source of this 1440-nucleotide messenger RNA. RefSeq lists its product as uncharacterized. Lineage: Eukaryota; Fungi; Basidiomycota; Tremellomycetes; Tremellales; Tremellaceae. The transcript is spliced from 5 exons. Bases 1 to 1440 code for a protein of 479 amino acids. The record is from RefSeq and is a predicted model, not a curated record.
AUGAACAUUGCCGGAUAUGAGGAAAAGUCUUUCCGAUUGUUGGCAAAGCCGGCUGGAGAAGCCCUUUUCGUGAAGGGUCUCAUUGUCCCACGAUCCCACGCCGAAGCCGAGAGAAGGUACGGAAUUACUUCUCUCGCAGCCGUCAGCCAAACCUUGGAUCAAGCACAGUCACCAACCACUAACUUACUUCCUCCUCAACAUCAUCUUCAUCCCUCAUCUCUCUUUCAAUCGUCAUCAUCUCAUUCAUCCACAUUGAGACGAUCGACCAUUGUCAUCCUGUCCGGUUACACACAGGAUAGCAAACGCCGGUUGACAUCGAAGAGCGAGCGUUUAUUACCGGAAGAAGCGGAGUACGAUUUGGAGGUCGAUCUUCCCACUCCGACUCUGAAGGUGUUCAGGAUGUCUUUGUCAAACCCAUCUUCACCCUCUCUUACAUCUUCAAACCCUAUCCUCUUCACUCCAUCCACAUCUUCAACAGUCAUGCAACCUUCGGUGCCUGUCGUUCCUCCCCGCUCGGCCCUUCGCUCCGCCGCUCCUCCACUCCGUUCUCCCCCGCCACCAGUCAUGACCCACCGAGAACCGUAUCAGUCAGAAUUAUCAUCGCAAAGUACCCUCAGUCUCGAAACAACACAGACACCACAGACACCUUCCCUUUCCACUGGUUCUGACGAAAUCGAGAACGACGAGAGUAUCACCAUUAAAAGUACUACUAGUCCGGUCACUUCUCCUAAACCUGGAUGGUCCAAUUGGGGUCGUAAGAAAAAAGGGAAGGAUGUUUUCAAUAAAGACCCUUUCAAGGUCAAGGAUGGUCUACCGAGUAAAGAAGCGUCCAGUGGGGUUUACACACCUCCGACUUUCCCCGGCCCGACUGCGUCCCCAGCUCAUUCUCGUCACCCAUCCACCAUCUCCUCAUCCGGCUACUUUAUAUACCCUGACCUUCCUCAAUCCCCAUUCUCCCCCUCUCGUACCUCCUCAGGCUCAUCAGCCUCAGGCGACACCCCACAAACACCAAUCACCCCCAACCGAUUCUCGAAAUUCUCUUCCGCGGCAGUUUCAUACGGCUACAGUCUCAAACGUCUGUCAUCCUCUAUCACCUCUACACCUAAUGCCGGUGAUGGCUAUAUUACAGCUAUGAGAAAAUCAUGGACCGGAGCCGCUCAACCGUCUCCAGUAGUCCCCCGUGCAUUGUAUGGCGAACAAUACACUGAAGUUCCACGAUACUUUCCUCCAUCUCCAGCUGUAGGCGCAGGUUUGGGAUUCGGGUCAAUCGGUCCUGUCCCACAGAGGAAUACGAAUGGACCUAGGAGCACCAGUCAGCCAGCCAGAACGGUUGGGGCGGAGGGCCCGCUCGAAGGAGAGCAAAAGAAGGAAAGGGGAAGGAGGAAGCCGGUACCAAGAAUAGAAGAUGUGACGGGGGAGGUCGCAGGACUUGCUGUUUAA